Cotesia congregata is the source of this 1083-nucleotide messenger RNA. The record is from the annotation of a GenBank genome assembly. NCBI's taxonomy places the organism in Eukaryota, Metazoa, Arthropoda, Insecta, Hymenoptera, Braconidae.
AUGUGUAUUCGUACGUGUACUACAGACGGGGUGGAGCUUGAGGACAAUAGCUUAGCUAAGGUAGUGGAAAAUCCGGCAGCAUUGGGUCUGGACAGUUCAGUCGAAAUCCAAAAUUCAGCCGAAGUGAUCACUCAACAAGACCCAAUGAAUUCUGUGGAAGAAAUCAAGAAAAUCUCUGAAGAAGUUACUGAAAAGCCAGAGAGCCCCAAGCAGUGUCCGUUUGCUGCUCAGAGAAAAGUAUUUAAAGGCAAAGACAAAUUCAUCAAGAAGUACGAAGAAAUUAUGAAUCAGAAUCAAAAUUCAGAGCCUACUUCUCAAGAUAAUUCUACUCGUUCACAAGGUUUUUUGGGAAAAGCUGUCGCCAGUUUCAAAAAACUCACUGAUGUAAUCAGCUAUUACUGUAAUAUCAACCCAGAAUCGCGGAUCUAUAAAAUACUGUCUAAAACCACGCAGCCGGCUCACGUAAUAAUGAUCGGUGUCGUUCUGUACUUGUAUUCAAUCUUUAAUCCGAGUUCUGUAAACCAAGACGAAGAUUUUAGCAGUCCUCAUUCUGGUGUACUGUCAUUCAUUUAUCUUUCUUCUUUUAUAAUCCACAUUGGAUCGCAAUUUUGGAUGACUUUUGUGUCAGGUCUUUCGCUGUACUUCGCAUUACCAAGGCAUACAUUUAAUGACGUUCAACGUGUUCUGUUUCCUCGUUACUUUACAAUAAACGCUUGUUUAAGCUUUAUAACACUCGUUAUCUUCGUUAAACAUCAUCCGGUCGAAACAUGGGAUACUGAAACAACCAUUCAAGUAGCAGCAAUGUCUCUAGCAUUGAUGCUUGAAUUAUUAAUCCGUCUGUACUUGACACCUCCGCUUUUGCGUCUAAUUGACGAGAAAAAAGGAAUCGAACAGGCUGCAGGAGUCGGAAAGGAGACUGGUUGUCAGAAGAUCGGUGCCUUGAAAGACUGUCCCCACUACAUGGAGAUCCAUCGCUCCUUCCGCAAGACCCACGGGUGCAUCGCGAUGGGCAACGUCAUCACUAUGGGAUGCACUAUUAUGCAUCUUUUCUACAUAUCCAAUAAACUUUGUGUUUUAAUAUAA